This is a messenger RNA of Cuscuta epithymum, 1112 nucleotides long. Lineage: Eukaryota; Viridiplantae; Streptophyta; Magnoliopsida; Solanales; Convolvulaceae. The record is from the annotation of a GenBank genome assembly.
GUGGCACUAGGAAAUCAUAUCACAUACGUAGUGCGUAGCUUUCUUUUAUCAAUUCCAACCUUUAGGUGAUAUAUAGUGCUCCUUGAAAUUUUUUGAUAAUAUGGGAUGAGUGAUACUUAGGAUGUUUUUUUUGUACAAUUUUCAGUCCCAGACCAGACCAACAAAUUUCAGUCCAAAAGAAAACAUCGUUAAACAGAAAGAACCAAAUUUUGUUUACCUCUCAAAAGAGGGUGAACAUCACCCCCACCCCAUUGUCAGCACUACUUAUCCUGGUUUUUUGAAAAACACAAACAACAUCUCAUAUCUAGAAGGGAGAGCGAUUCUUGCACCGACAAUUGAUGAGGUAGACAAGAUCAAUGAUUUCAUGUUGCUACAGAAUAGCUCAAAGGAAAAGACCGUUUUUAGUUCUGAUUCAGCGUGUUCCCCUACCUCAGAGUCUCAGACAAUGAGCUCCUUCAAGAAAUCCAUUCUCCCGAGUUCCUUAACGGAAUAAAAUGUUCAGGUGUUCCAAGUCACGAGUUCAAGCUAAAAGUUGGUGUACCGGUGAUGCUCAUGAGGAAUAUAGAUCACUCGGCCGGCUUGUGUAAUUGUACCCGACUUUUAGUGACAAAACUUGGUGCACAUAUUAUUGAGUCACAGAUGAUGUCUGAUACUAAUGCAGGUGAGAAGUUUCUUAUUCCCAGGAUAAGUCUAACCCCAUCGGAUGUGAGGCUCCCUUUCACAUUUACGCAUAGGCAAUUCCCCUUGAUGGUUAGCUAUGCGAUGACGAUGAACAAGAGCCAAGAACAAUCUUUAGAAAAUGUGGGUGUCUUUCUAUGACGUCCUGUUUUUACACAUGGACAUUUAUAUGUUGCAGUUUAGGUGAUGAGCCCGUCUGGCUUGAAGUUUGUGAUACGCGACGACGAGGGAAAUCAGAAAAAUACCGCAAAAAAUGUUGCCUACAAAGAAGUUUUCAAUAAUUUGUAACUUGUGUGCUUAUUAAACUUCAAAUAUUUUUUAUUACAUAUUUAUUAAUGGUUACUCUCAUUCCUUUGAUAAAUUAUAAUAUAAUCUUUAAUUUUAUUUAAAAUUGGAGUUUAGAGUAUAAGUAUUUUACACCCCGUGCAACGCAC